CACCGCUCCUAGAGCGCGCUGUCACGGAGUUAGAGACCGGGACGGAAGACUCAAUGCGCGCACGCCAGCGGUCCAGCCGUUACCCUGCUCCCCGCAUCCCCGGCCCCCGAAAGUUCCGGCGUCAAGGAGGCCGCGGUCCCGCCCACUCAUCGCCCCUCCCCUCGCACUCCCUCUCGGGGGCGGAGCGAGGAGCGGCGCAAGCGCCGUGACGUGUGCCAGAGCAGUUGCUCUAGGGACCGCGGACCGCUCCGCGGGACCCCAGCCUGACUCUGAUCCCUGCGCGGUGUCGGGGGAACAGCCUAGCCCAGCUCCCGGCGUCCACCUCCACUUCCAGGUAUUUGCCGAUGCGGGCCUCCUGACGGGGAAUUCACCCCACAGUCACGGCUGCGGAGCUGUGGCUGUCGCCUCUUUCUGCAGCGCCAGGCUGUGCCUGGCCUCAAAGUCAAGUGCUCCUAGGUGCGCUACGCAGGAAGUCAUUAUGCGACUAACACAUUUUCAUCAGAUUUCCUCUGAUUUACCGUGAAGUGUAUGUGAGAAUGAUGUGCACUGCCAAGAAAUGUGGAAUUAGGUUCCAGCCUCCGGCUGUUAUCUUAAUCUAUGAGAAUGAAAUGAAGGGGAAAAGUCGCCAGCGCAUCAUGCCUGUCCGAAACUUCUCAAAGUACUCAGAUUGCAGCAGAGCUGCUGAACAAUUAAAGAAUAAUCCACGACACAAGGGUUACCUGGAACAGGUAUCCCUGAAGCAACUAGAGAAGUUAUUCAGUUUUUUACGAGGUUACUUGUGGGGGCAGAGUUUGGCAGAAACAAUGGAACAAAUUCAGCAGGAAACAACCAUUGAUCCUGAGGAAGACCUGAACAAACUAGAUGACAAGGAACUUGCCAAAAGGAAGAGCAUCAUGGAUGAACUUUUUGAGAAAAAUCAGAAGAAGAAGGAUGAUCCAAAUUUUGUUUAUGACAUUGAAGUGGAAUUCCCUCAGGAUGAACAACUACAGUCCUGUGGCUGGGACACAGAGUCAGCUGACGAGUCCUGAUAACCAAAAACUAAAAAAAAAAAAAAAUUAUCAGGUAGUAGAAAAUCCAUGUUUAUACAAGACCAUAGAUUGGUUGUAGAAAAAUCUGUAAAGAACACUAUGCAUAUUGGGUCACGUUUGGAUUGACCAUGUUACUUUUCAAAACCAAGAUAUGUAGAGCAUCUACUAUGUAGGUGCAUAUGGAAUAUAGGGAAAACAGAAUAUAGGAAUCUGCCUUUAAGGAGCUUACAGUCUAAUUGG
Molecule: messenger RNA, 1268 nt
Organism: Kogia breviceps (pygmy sperm whale)
Lineage: Eukaryota; Metazoa; Chordata; Mammalia; Artiodactyla; Physeteridae
Gene: CEP19
Product: centrosomal protein 19
Biological process (GO): trans-Golgi to periciliary membrane compartment transport; microtubule anchoring at centrosome
Cellular component (GO): spindle pole; ciliary basal body; centriole
Source: RefSeq, a predicted model, not a curated record